Molecule: messenger RNA, 2311 nt
Organism: Psammomys obesus (fat sand rat)
Lineage: Eukaryota; Metazoa; Chordata; Mammalia; Rodentia; Muridae
Gene: Ccdc90b
Product: coiled-coil domain containing 90B
Exons: 9
Coding region: 204-974 (256 amino acids)
Cellular component (GO): mitochondrion
Source: RefSeq, a predicted model, not a curated record
GUGUUAGUCAAGCGUAGCUCUAUCUCCGAAGAGGCCCAGCCUUGUAGCACGGGAUCGGAGAAGGCGCCAGUGGGCGUUUUAGUGACAGACCGGAAACUACAUUUCCCAGUAUCCUUACGGUUAGAGAACUUCAUUGCCCGAAAGCCUUUGCGAGAGUCGGCACGCUUUCCGCUUCCUCUUGCUGCCCGGGAGCUCCGAGAAUUAUGAGGAGCCGCUGGGUCUGGCGGCUCUUGCGCCCUGACGGCAGCGGGGUCCGCUGGACUUCGACCCCCCACGGGCGUCUGUCGCCCGCUCUGCGGAGAGGUUUCUUGACCACGACAACCAAGUUGAGCUAUGAUAGUAGGCCAGUGGACAUAACUCCUUUAGACCAAAGAAAAUUAACUUUUGAUACCCAUGAAUUGGUGCAGGACUUGGAAACUCAUGGAUUUGACAAAACACAAGCACAGACAAUUGUAUCAGUACUAAGUACAUUAUCAAAUGUCAGCCUGGAUACUAUCUAUAAGGAGAUGGUGACUAAAGCUCAGCAGGAAAUAACAGUCCAACAGCUAAUGGCCCAUUUGGAUUCCAUCAGAAAAGACAUGGUCAUCCUAGAGAAAAGUGAAUUUGCAAAUCUGAGAGCAGAGAAUGAGAAAAUGAAAAUUGAACUAGAUCAAGUUAAGCAGCAGCUGGCUCAUGAAACCAGUCGAAUCAGAGCAGAUAAUAAAUUGGAUAUCAACCUGGAAAGGAGCAGAGUAACAGACAUGUUCACAGAUCAAGAAAAACAACUCAUGGAAGCAACCAAUGAAUUUACCAAAAAGGAUACACAAACCAGAAGUAGUAUUUCAGAGACCAGUAAUAAAAUUGACACGGAAAUUGCUUCCUUAAAAACAUUGAUGGAGUCGAGCAAGCUUGAGACGGUUCGUUAUCUUGCAGCCUCGGUGUUUACUUGCUUGGCAAUUGCGUUGGGGUUUUAUAGGUUCUGGAAGGAGAACUGACUUUGUUGCUGCUGAUCACUGUAUAAAUUAUACUUACUACAAAUUCUUCAAAAAUACGUAUGGACUAAAUAGAAGUGUUUUGGUAUUUUAUUUUUAUGUUGUAUGUCUUUAUUAUGUUGAAAAGCUGUCACUCAAAGCCUCAUUUGAAAUAGAAGAGUAUUUUGUCCUUACCUUUUUGAUAGCUGUAGCAACAAAAACAGUUUUGCAUUUGAGCUUUGUAAAUGAAGUAGGAUUUGUUAUCAGGCUGCAUACUUGAAAACAAUUCCGUAAUCUAUGUACUUACUGGAUUUCACUUUCUUGGUUAUUAUUGCAGUUAGAUUUUUAUAUUAAAUAAAAUAGUAUUAACAAAAUUGGUUGAAUUUUCAAAAUGACUUCCUGUAUAAGUGGAGAUUUUUUUUUUAAUAGAUCUUGCCUCCGGUUUAUUUAUAAAAACAGCAUAGGACACUGGUCAUCUGUAGAGUGUAUAGGUAGGUGUGUCACACCAGUCCAUCUGUCUGGCCAGAAGCCUUCACAGGAUCCUGGGCACCUUUGGGAGCCUGAGUCUGACCUUGGGCCUCAGAUGGAGCUGUAGCCUCUGCCUUGGCCAGAAACCUUUGAAUCCACUUCCCAAGCUUUGGUUAAGCAAUGAAAGCCAGACAGCUGAGUUUGUGUCGGGGCUAUCUGGCAUCUUAGGUUUUCCGGCCAUAGGCUUUGAUGUCCUCUGCUCCAACACUCAUUGCCUUGGUGUUGUUUGCCUGCAUCUUCUUCAGGCCUUUCUUGUGCUUCUUGGCAAAGCGCAUGUUCCUCAGGAACUUGAGGUCAACCACCGUAAGAGAUUUGUGUCUUUGUGACCAGGGUUUCUUGAUGCCAUUUCUGAGCCAUUUGCGGGACUGGUUGAAGGUGGUGUGGUUCUUGGACUUGGCCAUGUCUGCACAGUAACCUGCGGCUGCCACAGCAUCUGGGACCGGAAGAGCGGAGGGUUUUUCUUGUUGUUGUUUUCUUUUGUUUAUAGUGAAUAAAUUUUAAAAUAAUAUGUAUCCCAUUGCAAAUAUUUGUACUUAAUAUGAAAUCUGUAGAGGUAUUCGGAUUAUUACCUGUAUCUUUUAAAUUUUUCAUAUAUAUAGCAAUUUGAGGGGUGGGUCUUUAUGGUUUGUUUUUUUUCUUUGUUUGUUUGUUUGUUUUUGCUACUCUCAGGGAUUGAACCUAAGACUUACUGAGUGUUGACUGAUUAAGUCUUCUACCAACCACCCAAUGUUCCCCAGCACUUACCCUCACCUCUUAAACUACUUCACAUUUAACCCAUCUUAGAUUUAUUAUAUGAAACGGAAUUUCUCAAUAAUUCAUUUAAAUUUAGCAAA